AUGAGCGAUUUGGGCUUGCUGAGCUUCUACCUUGGCAUCGAGGUGAAGCAUACGGCGAACGACAUCUCCCUCAACCAAGCGGCGUAUGCCGGCAAGAUCGUCGAAAAGGCCGACCUGGUGGGGUGCAAUCCAACCCACACCCCCAUGGAACUGUGCUUCAAGCUCAGCAGGGUGAGCUUUGCACUGGCCAGGGACGAGACGGCGUAUCGAAGCGUCGUCGGCGCGUUGCGCUAUCUGGUGCACACGCGCCCAGACAUAGCAUACUCUGUCGGCUAUGUGAGCCGGUUCAUGGAGGCCCCGACGACAGAGCAUCUCGCUGCAGUCAAGCAGAUCAUCAGGUAUGUUGCCGGGACACAGCACUACGGCUGCUUCUUUGCCAUGGGAGCCGCCGAGGCAACUCUGGUGAGCUUCAGCGACAGCGACAUGGCGGGCGAUGUCGACACCCGCAAGAGCAUGACUGGCAUCCUCUUCUUCCUUGGCCGGAGUUUGAUUAGCUGGCAAUCACACAAGCAGUGA
Molecule: messenger RNA, 516 nt
Organism: Aegilops tauschii subsp. strangulata
Lineage: Eukaryota; Viridiplantae; Streptophyta; Magnoliopsida; Poales; Poaceae
Source: RefSeq, a predicted model, not a curated record